UACCAUGUGGGAGGAACUCUUUCCUAGCAGCAGUUAUCUGAAUGACAGUAGGGACAUGCUUCAUUGUUUAAGUUAGCCACUGUUAACUGUAUUUAUAAUGGAAGAAGAAGAAUCUGGAAUUCAUGAAGUCGAGUGGAUUUACUAAAACGAGGAUGUUUUGCACAGAAAAAUUACAGACGCAUCUGCACUGACUGCACUGGCCAUUAAUAUUAUUUAAGGAUCCUCAGGAGGUGAUAAGCAGUGGGGGCGAUGAUGCAGCGUCUCCUGUCCCAGAAGAUCUUAUGGCAGGCGGCCGCCAUGCGGUCUGUGGUCAUCUGCCCAGCAGCCCGUGAGCAGUCCGCUGUAGCCUCAGCUUUAAGGAAACGGGCCCCAUGCUCGUGUUGGCUGAGCACAUCGGUGACAGUCAGGACCGCAGAAAAACGCAGCCCUGACCCUAAAGAAGAAGCCCAGGUUGCUCCGCCCACGAGUCUGGCUGGGGCCAACCCCACCUACCAGUCAGACUCGCCACAGAUGCCUGGAUCUUCCGCAGACGCAGACCCCCUCCAGGACAGAUCCAUCGGUCUGGUACAGAGGUUCAAGAAGACCUUCAAACAGUAUGGCAAAGUCAUGAUACCAGUGCAUCUUCUGACAUCCUGUGUGUGGUUUGGCUCCUUCUACUAUGCUGCUAUGCAGGGAGUGAACGUGGUCCAGUUUCUGGAGUUUGCUGGAUUUCCUGAAAAAAUCGUUAGUUAUUUAAGGGAUUCCCAGAGUGGCUACGCCAUCACAGCCUAUGCUAUGUACAAAAUUGCUACACCAGCCAGGUAUACGGUGACGUUGGCCGGAACCUCCAUUUCUGUAAAAUACCUGCGGAAACACGGGUACCUCUCCACCCCGCCACUUGUCAAAGACUAUCUCCAGGACAAGAUGGAGGAGACAAGAGAGAGGUUCUCUGAGAAAAUGGAGGAGACGAAGGAGAGGUUCACCGAAAAGAUGGAGGAGACGAAGGAGCUCAUCUCAGAAAGAAUGGAGGAGACAAAAGAACGUCUUUCAGAGAAGAUGGAAGAGACCAAGGACAAGUUUUCCGAAAAACUGCAGGAAACCAAAGACAGGAUGUCCUUCCGAAAGAAAACUGAUUAGCUCUGUGUCUGUGCUUUGAAAUGCAAGCAUGUGGUUCCCAUGUGUGUCCGUAAGUCUACUGGGUAACAUUAAUUCAUGUAACUUCUACGUGGUUCUGAGAUUCGACCAUUGAGUGUCAAACACAAAAAAACAUGCAAUAGAACACUGAGGGACUGAAAGCAGUUUAUAGCUUAAAAAUAAUUUGUUCAAAGUGAUGGCUACCUUUUAAAGAGAUCAGAAUUGUGCCAAUAUGUUGUAAUCAGUUGUGCAUAAAAUUGAAGCGAUAUACUGUUUUAGGGUAUUUCAUUUAUGGAGUGCAGAAACAAUAGCACUAAACUGCAGUUGUGUA
Brienomyrus brachyistius is the source of this 1444-nucleotide messenger RNA. RefSeq names its product family with sequence similarity 210 member Ab (gene mims1b). Lineage: Eukaryota; Metazoa; Chordata; Actinopteri; Osteoglossiformes; Mormyridae. The transcript has 5 exons. The record is from RefSeq and is a predicted model, not a curated record. The coding region runs from base 250 to 1116 and encodes 288 amino acids. Gene Ontology annotation, cellular component: mitochondrion.